AUGGCGAUUGAAACCAAGCAGCCAGUUGAAACGAAGCUGUUCAUCAACGGAGAGUUUGUGGAUGCAUCUGACAAGAAAACGUUUCCGCUUAAAUCUCCCUGGACUCAUGAAGUGGUAGCAUACGUUGCGGAAGCAACUAUCGACGACACCAAUGCAGCAGUUGCCGCAGCCAAGGCCGCGCAGCCUGCAUGGGCUAAGCUGUCACCAAAGCAGCGAGGACAGCACCUGAGGAUAUUCGCAGGCCUACUUCGCGAGCAUGGGGAGGAAUUAGCUCGUUUAGAGGCUGUUUCUAUGGGCAGGCCGGUGAGCGGGUAUGCUGAUCAUUUGAUUGCCGCGAACCGCUUCGAGUAUUAUGCCGAAGCCGGAUACACCGUCCAAGGCCAGUCGAGUUUGAACACACCUGGUCAACUGAAUGUCACACUACGGCAGCCGUUUGGUGUCGUAGCAGCAAUUAUCCCAUGGAACGUCCCGCUUGUUGCAUUUUCUGGGAAAGUUGGUCCAGCUCUGGCAGCAGGCAACACAGUUGUCUUGAAAAGCAGUGAAAAAGCCCCCCUGACGUCAAGCAAAGUUGCCGAGUACAUCAACCAAGCUGGCUUUCCGCCGGGCGUCGUUAAUAUUCUCUCGGGACACGGCCAUAUCAGCGGCGCAGCCCUGGCCUCCCACAUGGACGUUCGGGCUCUCUCGUUCACAGGUUCCACACGAACAGGUCGCUUGAUCCAGGAAGCUGCAGCCAAGUCGAACAUGAAGAAUUUGAUCUUCGAACUGGGAGGGAAGUCCCCAGCAGUCAUUUUCGAAGACGCAGAUCUGGAGAAAGCUGUCCCCGCAACGGCACACAGUAUUCAGUGGAAUAGUGGUCAGGUUUGCAUGGCAAACUCGAGAAUAUACGUCCAACGUUCCAUCGCGCCGGCCUUCAUUGAGGCAUUCAAGAAGUCAUUCGGAAGAGUGCAUCUUGGAGACCCAACGGAUCCAGCAACCAAUCACGGCCCGCUGGCUGAUGCUGCUCAAGCAGAUAUCGUCACUCGAUAUUUGGAGAUGGGGAAGCAGAGUGGUCAACUAGUCUUGGGUGGCGAUUUCGAGCCCAACACCUUUACCGUCAAGCCCACCAUUUUCACUGACACACCCGAGGACUCCAAAAUUCUCAAAGAGGAAGUCUUCGGUCCUGUUGUCCAUAUAAACACUUUUGAUACGGAGCUGGAAGCCUUGGAUAAAGCCAAUGGAAGCGAAUACGGAUUGUAUGCCGCUGUGUAUACGAGGGAUGUCGGUCGGGCCUUGCGAUUCGCCAUAGGUCUUGAAUCAGGGACAGUCGGGGUCAAUUGCACUUCUCCGGUGACAGGGUUUGAUAUGCCAUUUGGCGGCUACAAAGGAAGCGGCAUUGGCCGUGAAGGCAUUAGGGAAAGCUUGGAUGGUUUUCUUGAGAAGAAAUCGGUCUUGCUCAUGCUCAAUUAA
Messenger RNA from Ilyonectria robusta, 1446 nucleotides. RefSeq names its product Aldehyde/histidinol dehydrogenase. Gene Ontology annotation, molecular function: aldehyde dehydrogenase (NAD+) activity. Lineage: Eukaryota; Fungi; Ascomycota; Sordariomycetes; Hypocreales; Nectriaceae. The coding region runs from base 1 to 1446 and encodes 481 amino acids. The transcript has 4 exons. The record is from RefSeq and is a predicted model, not a curated record.